Messenger RNA from Ogataea philodendri, 1053 nucleotides. RefSeq lists its product as uncharacterized. Gene Ontology annotation, molecular function: hydrolase activity. The coding region runs from base 1 to 1053 and encodes 350 amino acids. NCBI's taxonomy places the organism in Eukaryota, Fungi, Ascomycota, Pichiomycetes, Pichiales, Pichiaceae. Gene Ontology annotation, cellular component: endoplasmic reticulum. The record is from RefSeq and is a predicted model, not a curated record. Gene Ontology annotation, biological process: GPI anchor biosynthetic process. The transcript has a single exon.
AUGAGAUGCGAGUUCCCAGGGUCCAAGCAAGAUUAUAAAGCGCUUUUGAUCGCCGACCCACAAUUGAUAGAUAACCACACGUAUCCAGGGCGGCCUGAGUUUCUGUUGAAACUUUCGCAAAUGACCGUGGACGACUACAUGCGGCGCAAUUUCCAGGCUCUGAUGGCCCAUCUACGGCCUGAUUCGGUGAUCUUUCUCGGAGACAUGACCGACAACGGCCGGUCCAGCUCGGACGAGUACUACAAACAUCAGCUCGACCGGUUCAACAACAUCUUCCAUCUGAAUGGAACAGAGAGCUACACCCUUGUUCCUGGCAACCACGACAUCGGCUGGGCCGAAGGAGUCAAAUUUGCUGCUUUGCACCGAUUUGAAACGAGCUUCGGCAAACCCAAUCAGGUUAUCACCAGAAACGGACACGACCUGAUUUUUCUCGACACCAUCUCGCUCUCAAACAAGGAGGACGAAACGGUCUCCAAAGACGCUCGCGAGUUCCUGGACUCGAUCGCCAAGGAACCCAAACUGCGCCCGCGUGUGCUUUUUGGUCACGUGCCCCUGUAUAGAGACCCGGUGACGCAAACUUGCGGACCAAACAGAGAAGGAGGCACGUUCCCGAUCGUGAAGGGGUACCAGUACCAGACGGUGGUGGACAGCGGGCUGUCGAAAGAGAUUUUGCGGCUUGUGCGGCCAGACGUGAUCUUUGCUGGCGACGACCACGACUACUGCGAAAUCACACACGAAUACCCAACGGGGAAGAGCGUGGAGGUCACCGUCAAGUCCAUUUCGAUGGCAAUGGGGAUAAAGUAUCCCGCGGUGGAGCUUUUGAGCAUCAGAGACACGGUUGGUGAGAAAGGUCUACAAUAUUCUCUGUGCUACAUUCAGCCUCCAUUUAAAGACAUCAUUACAUAUGUGCUAUUUGCCACGGUGAACGGUCUGUGGCUGCUAUGGAGUUUCCGCGACAGAACUUGCAAGUACAAAGUUCGUCUUUUGCCAGCGCUUGGCUACGCAGCGAUAGAAUUUGUGGCAUUAGUGAUUAUGUACCAAAUCAUUAAAUAG